CAGAGAGAGGUCAUGGGAGCACACAAGCAAAAUGGGGAAAUCAACUACUGUCGAAGACCUCCUGACAGGCCGUUCUUGCAGAAGAUAAAGUAUGCUCUGUGGAACCCUGAGGAGGGCAAGGUUCUCGGUAGAACGCCUCAUCGAUGGGGUGUGAUCGGUCUUAUCUAUCUGGUGAUGUACAUCUGCAUUAUCAUCUUCUUCUCCAUCUGCAUGACCGGCCUGCUGUACACCAUGGACGAGAAGAUACCCUACUUCCAGUUAGCUGACUCCAUCAUCGGUGACAACCCCGGGAUGGGUCACCGCCCGCUGAUCUUCGAGGAGGGCGCCCUCAUCUGGUACAUUAAGGGCAACAAGACGCAGUACCAGAAAUACAUCGACAAUCUCAACGAAUUCCUUCUCCCGUAUGAAAACAAGUCAAUGCUGAUCAACAAAGGCGUCAACCAGAUAGACUGCCCGAACGAGUUGCGACCUCCGCGCGACGAGGUCUGUGCCUUUGACGUCACGAAGAUUGGGGCUUGUACCAAGGACACUGACUACGGGUACAGCGGUGAUAAGCCUUGCUUCGUCAUUAAACUGAACAAGUUGUACGGCUUCAAGCCUGAUUACUACGACACACUGGAGGACCUGCCUGAAGACAUCCCCCAACACAUCAGGGACUACAUGACGGAACAUACAGCGCCUGAAGAGCGUCGUAAAGUGUGGGUCUCGUGUGCUGGAGAACGCGGCGCAGAUCGUGACGCUCUGGGUGAUCUGAAGUACUACCCUCACCCCGGCUUCUCUCAGUCUUACUUCCCUUACGACAACACCGCUGGGUACCUCAGUCCUCUGGUCUUCGUCGAGAUGCAGAACCCUGGACGUCGACAGAUCCUGAACAUUCGCUGCAGGGCUUGGGCCAAAAACAUCAGAUACUCUGAAAGUCUCAAGAACCGACUCGGCUCCACACACCUGGAGAUCAUGAUUGAUUGAAUUCAACAUACGGUACAGAAACUCCGUUUUUUUUCUAAUGAGUCCCAACAUGUAAACAUACUUCAGAGUAGAAUACUUAUUAUUGACAAGUUUAUUUGUUUACAAAUUUGUUAGAAAAAAAACAGUUGAAAGUCGUUCAAUAUUCAUUUCGCUACAACUUUUGAACUGAAUUUUUGAUCAAACAUAUCUAAGAACCACCGAAUAAAAAUUAGCUAUCAAAUAAAAAAAAACCGUAUCCAAAUCGGAACACCCGUCGAUGAGCUACGGUGCCACGUACACAGACAGACAGACACACUUAGCGGUCAAACUUAUAACACCCCUCUUUUUGCGUCGGGCUUAAAAAUAAAUAUCUUAGUUCCAAGAUAUACAUUAUUUGACCACGAAAGUAAUUUCUUAAAAAAUAUUUUAAUUUAUAUUUCUGUAAAAUAA
Plodia interpunctella (Indianmeal moth) is the source of this 1395-nucleotide messenger RNA. RefSeq names its product sodium/potassium-transporting ATPase subunit beta-2-like. The coding region runs from base 13 to 966 and encodes 317 amino acids. Gene Ontology annotation, molecular function: ATPase activator activity. Lineage: Eukaryota; Metazoa; Arthropoda; Insecta; Lepidoptera; Pyralidae. The record is from RefSeq and is a predicted model, not a curated record. Gene Ontology annotation, cellular component: sodium:potassium-exchanging ATPase complex. The transcript has 7 exons. Gene Ontology annotation, biological process: intracellular sodium ion homeostasis; sodium ion export across plasma membrane; intracellular potassium ion homeostasis.